Messenger RNA from Sordaria macrospora k-hell, 804 nucleotides. RefSeq lists its product as uncharacterized. NCBI's taxonomy places the organism in Eukaryota, Fungi, Ascomycota, Sordariomycetes, Sordariales, Sordariaceae. The record is from RefSeq and is a predicted model, not a curated record.
AUGCCAGAGCUCGAAUACCCCAAACAGCCGUACAGCACGGUCAAGCGACUCAAUGACAGAGCCCGCUACUCCCUCGAAACCAUCCACGGCAUCAUCAACUCCUCGCCCUUUAUCAAUGUCGCCUUCCAAGACUCCACCUCCCCCUUCCCCGCCGUCCUCCCCAUGAUCGGCCAAAUGGGUUCCUUUGCCCGUCCCUCUGCCGACCUAGGCGACGUUCUCGACCUCUACCUCCACGGCUACGUCUCCUCCCGCCUCAUGAACUUGGCUCGGACCUCCCGCGACGGCGGCGAAACCGGCAUCCCAUUAACAAUGUCCGCCACUAUCCUAGACGGCUACGUCCUGUCCCUCACCCCCAACUCGCACUCCUACAACUAUCGCUCCGCCGUUCUCUUCGGCUACGCCACUCCCGUCGUCGACCAGGCCGAGAAGCUAUGGGCAAUGGAGCUGGUAACCAACAGCGUGGUGCCGUCUCGGUAUCAGAACACGCGCAACCCGCCUAACGGUGCAGAGAUGCAGAGCACGAGUAUUUUGAAAGUCAAGAUCAAGGCGGGAAGUGCAAAGAUUAGAAGUGGCGAGCCGCAUGAUGACAAGGGGGAUAUGAACGACGAGGAAGUGAGGGAGAAGACGUGGGUGGGCGUGGUGCCGGCUUGGACGCAGUUUGGGGAGCCGGUGGCGGGGAGUUAUAACAGGGUGGAAAAGGUGCCGGGGUAUUUGGAGGAGUGGAGGGUGGAGGGAAAUGAAGAGAGGAGGAGGGAGGCGUAUGAGGCUGUGAAGGAGCCGGUUAAAGGCGAAGAAGGGACGUGA